AUGCGUUCUCUCUCACAUCGGUUCCGCAAAAUCAAGAGCACUGGAACGUCUACGUUUAAGACGGUUUUACAAUCACAUUCACAGUUGGAUAAUCCCCAUACUCAAAACAUUGGACAGGCGGAUACCCCGCAUGUCGACGAAGUUACGGAGAAGAUAUCCGAUGAGAUCAAUCUGGUCAUCCACAACCGCGUCGAGGAAAUGGGCGAUCGUUUGCAGCUUGAAAGUCACGAACGAGUGUUUCUUCGCAAUCAGCUUCUGCUGUUCUCUCAUCGGACGUAUCUCUGGGUUACUCUGAUAUUUGACGUGAUUGAGAACAGCAUCAGCUACACGAAUGCGAGAGUACAGGAGAUCAUCCACACACUCCCAAGGACAGUCGACGAAGCGUACGAGAAUAUCCUGGCUCGGAGUCCCGACCAGGAGAAAGCCAAAAGACUGCUCCAUAUUGUUGUGUCUGCUGUCAGGCCCAUGACACUCAAAGAAAUGAGGAUUGCCCUUGCAAUACGCCCAACUGACCGCACAUACGAGGAUCUCGAUCUCGAAUCGGAGACACGGUUUCCCACCGUGGUGAGAAAUCUGUGCGGGCUUUUCGUGACAGUCAUCGAUUCAAAAAUAUAUCUGUUGCAUCAGACCGCAAAGGAAUUUUUGGUGAAGAAGGCAGAGGCAGGAGAUACAUUAACACCACGGACGGAGCCCAGAUCCUCAACAAAUUAUUCGACUGUCGAGAAUCGGCCACAUAGUGAUAUCGCAUUCUCCCACUGGAAGCAUUCUUUGGUCCCAACCGAGUCAAACAGUAUCUUAAAUGAGAUAUGCAUCGCAUAUCUCUUGUUUGAAGACUUUGAGUCCUGCUCGAACCCGAAGCAGGAUAUCGGGAAAUAUACUCAAGAACAUGUUUUCUUAGAAUACGCGGCCAAGAACUGGGCCGAACACUUCCGUAAGGCGGCGAGCGAAAGGCAGUCGGCGACUUUAGAAUCAGUGAUUGAAGUGUGCAGGGUAGGUUCCUGGCGGUUCAACAUGUGGUUUUCUAUAUACCGCGGAAACAAGCGUUAUCUCCCGCGGGAUUGGGAAGAGUCUCACUUCUGCGACCUUUUGUUGGCAUCAUAUUUUGGCCUAGACUUAAGAGUCAAGGCUAUAAUAGACGCUACUGGUCUAGACACCACUGGUCAAGGCUCGAGUGACAAGGAAUCGCACUUUUGUAGGUCUGCUCUGACAUUGGCAGCUCAAGGUGGACACGAGCGAGUUGUGAAUCUACUCCUAGAUGCGGGGGUCGGUGGUGAACCCUCUGGCAUCAAUGGUGGGUCGUAUGAGCCUCUGGUGAAUGCUGCUAAGAAUGGCCAUGUCCGGGUAGUGGAGAUCCUUCUGAGCCGGGAAAAGGCUUUCCUAGAUACAGAAUGCCUUUCAAAAUCUAGGGCACUCUGCAAGGCAGCAGAAAAUGGCCACGAGGCAGUUGUGAAGCUUCUGCUAGCCUCCGGAGCUAAUGCGGAAGGUGAUUCCCGGUAUGGAUCACCGCUCUUAUCAGCCGCCGAACUUGGCCAUGUGGGGAUCGUGAGGCUCCUGCUGAAACAAGAAGGCAUUGACCCGACACGGCAGAAUGCAAAGGGCAACACACCACUUAUUCUGGCUGCAACAGGCGGUCACGAUACGCUAGUUAAACUUCUUCUCUGCGUCGAUGGAGUUGACCCAAAUUGCCGGAAUCGUGCCGGCUAUUCGCCUCUGUCCCUGGCUGCAAUGGGAGGCCACACAGAAGUGGCCAAGCUUUUGAUUGCAACAAACGCUGUCCAACUUGACAUGAGAGACUCCGAGCAGCGAACCCCACUGGUCUCGUCUCUCGGAGCAGGGCACGAUUCAAUAUGCAAGCUCCUCCUCAACAGUGGCGCACAAGAUGUUGGAUGGGACGAUAUCCAUCCAGGUGGGCGCACCGCAUUGUCAAUCGCCGCUGAGCUCAGUAACGAGGCUAUAUUCGAUCUCCUCUUAGGUACGGGAAAGGUGAACCCGAAUUCCAAGUCCACAUCCAAUCGUACGCCGCUUUCAUAUGCCAGUGAGAGUGGAGCCACUGAAAUUGUAAGGCGGCUUUUAACUACAGAAGGCGUGGAACCUGACCUCGCCGACACCAAUUAUGGGCGAACACCGCUCUCAUGGGCGGCAGCCAAAGGUCAUUUCGAGGUGGUUCAGUUGUUGCUGGACUCAACUGGGGUUGAUGUGAGCUCUCGUGAUUUCACUUAUGGACGCACGCCGCGCGAAUGGGCCCUUGCGCAGAAGCAUUCAGAUGUUGCUCAUAUAAUCCGACAGAAAGAGAUGCGAGAAGCGCCGGACGAUGUAUCUGAGGAAAUGAUGUCUCCUGGGUGUGAUGUCGAUGAUGAUGUCGUUUUGCAGUCCACGCUGCCAGGGCCCGAGCGGGCUUUGGUGUUACAGGGAGAGGGGCACAGAGAUGGUAAGGUGCAUGUUGUGAAGGUAUGA
Messenger RNA from Penicillium mononematosum, 2454 nucleotides. RefSeq names its product ankyrin repeat domain-containing protein. NCBI's taxonomy places the organism in Eukaryota, Fungi, Ascomycota, Eurotiomycetes, Eurotiales, Aspergillaceae. Gene Ontology annotation, molecular function: protein binding. The transcript is spliced from 2 exons. The coding region runs from base 1 to 2454 and encodes 817 amino acids. The record is from RefSeq and is a predicted model, not a curated record.